CUCGACAUGGGAAAGAGAAUUCAAAACAAAGCUUCUUAAAAUCGGCUGAGUCUUUCGCACCGGAGGGCUGAGUCCGCUAAACUCGUCCCGAGCCACCCGCUCGAGUUGUUACACACACUCACUAGCCGAGCCAGACCACUUCUCUCUCUCUCUCUCUCUCUCUCUCUCUUUCUAUAGAUAAUAUACCGGCGUGACAGACAAUAUGCCAAGGCGUUGUUUAAGCCGUCGAACAGAACAGGCGUCACUCACACGGAGUCUAGAGAGAGAAAAAAACACAUAAAUCGAUCUAGAGGCGUCGCGGCUCUGCUAAGACAGCGUCCCUCCAUCUUUCUCGCUCCUCGAUUUUCUCUCUCUUCGCUCGGCUCAGAUCCGGCUCCGAUCCGGCGUCUCCAACCUCUCUCCCGCUUCGAUCUCCCUCUUUCUCUCUCAACUCUCUUUCCUCCUUUGUUCAGUGACGUCUUUGGAAGACAGAGCUUCUUCAGAGACGGAGGAGUUCGAAUGUUCUCAUGAUUGUUUGUGUAAGGGACUGAGACUUCAACGGAGGACGAUCUGUUCUGGUGUCAGUCUCUCCAACUCUCACUUCUCAUGAAUUUUGGGGUCACAUGAAUUUGUCGGGUGUUAUUUGGCUCAAUCAUGCCAAUUUGUAUGGUUAUUGCAAUGUUUUUUGUUGAAUGAAGAUAUUGUAAAGAGUUGACUUUGAUGGUGCUACUCAUUUUUGAAGACAGGAUCAGUCAGCGGAAAAGCUGGGAACCUAAUGGAAUGGAGUGUUAAUAAUGCAUUUAAAAGCUUAAAAGAUAUGGAACCCAAAUCUGUGAUGGAUAUGACACUCAUUACUGGUAUUGACCCAAUAGAUACUGGAUUGGGUUCUUCAGAGAAGGGAAAUGCUGUUACGACACCAAAACCAAGAAAGAAGACAAUGACAUCAGUUUAUCUCAAGUUUUUUGAAACAGCUUCUGAUGGGAAGAGUCGGAGAUGCAAGUUUUGUGGGCAGAACUACUCCAUUGCAACUGCUACUGGCAAUUUAGGGAGGCACCUUAGUAAUCGCCAUCCAGGAUAUGAUAAAUCAGGGGAUGCCGCUGCCACGAAUCAUGCUCCCCGACCCAGCACUGUAGUUAAGAAAUGCAAUUCUCAAGCUCAAACACCUCAGGUCGAUCUUGACCAUUUAAACUGGUUGAUUAUCAAGUGGGUCAUUCUAGCGGCUCUCCCUCCUUCUACCUUGGAGGGAAAGUGGCUGGGGAACUCCUUCAAAUUCCUCAAUCCUUCAGUACAACUCUGGCCAGGGGAGAAGUACCGAGCAGUACUACUUGAAGUUUUCAGGAGUAUGAGGGAGGACGUAAGGACAAUUUUGGAUCAGGUUUCUUCGAAAGUCUCAAUUACGCUCAAUUUCUGGACUUCCUAUGAACAGAUAAUAUAUAUGAGCAUCACAUGCCAGUGGAUUGAUGAAAACUGGUCCUUCCAGAGGGUUCUUCUAGAUAUUUGUCACAUACCUAGCCCUUGUGGGGGUCCUGAGAUCUAUUAUUCUCUACUUAAAGUCCUCAAGUUGUACAAUAUUGAGAGCAGAGUCCUCUCCUGCACUCAUGAUAACAGUCCAAAUGCCGUACAUGCCUGCCAUUCAUUGAAAGAGGAUAUUGAUAGUCAAAAAGUGGGGCCGUUCUGCUAUGUUCCCUGUGCUGCCCGUACUUUAAACUCGAUCAUCAAUGAUGGAUUAGGAGCUACAAAACCAGUGAUCUCUAAGAUUAGGGAGUUUGUGCUGGAGAUGAAUUCGUCCUUGGAAAUCUCAGAGGCUUUUAUUCAAUUUUCAACAGCUUAUCAAGAAGGUAGUUGGAAAUUUCCUCUUGAUGCUUCAGCUCGGUGGAGUGGCACUUACCAGAUGCUUGAUGUUGCGCGUAAGGCUCCAAAAUCCAUGGAGACUGUGAUCAGGAAGUACGAGGAGGUGAUAGGGAAUAGGAUGCUAUUAGGCUCUGUAGAGAAGAAUUGCGUCAAUAUAAUGCAUAAUUUUUUUGAACCCUUCUAUAAAACCACGAACAACAUUUGCACAAACAAAGUGCCGACCAUUGGGCUUGUUCUCUUCUUCAUGGAUCACAUUUCUGAUAUGAUUGCUACUUACAGAGACUCCCGGCAGAGCCCAGAUUGGCUCAAGAAAGAUGCUGAAAAUAUGGCCGCAAAGGCUCGAAAUUAUAAUGAACAGGUUUGCAACGUAUUCACAUAUAUGACUGCAAUUCUUGAUCCCCGGAUAAAAGUUGAACUCAUUCCUGAGAGUCUCAACUUGGAUAACUAUUUAGAGGAAGCAAGAACACAUUUCAUGAGAAAUUAUUCUACCAGCCAUUUCCAGUCUAUGACCAGUGGCUAUGGUGCUCAAGAAUUGGAAGAUGGAGGAAGUGUUUCUUUUGCAGAGGAAAUUGCUCGUAAGAAACGUCGGGCAAGCAUAAAUUCCGCUACUGAUGAGCUUACCCAGUAUUUAUCAGAAGCCCCAGCCCCAAUUCCGACGGAUGUUUUCGAAUGGUGGAAGGUGAACAGCUCACGCUAUCCACGGCUAUCUGUUAUGGCUCGGGAUUUCUUAGCUGUACAGGCAACUUCAGUGGCACCCGAAGAGAUCUUUUGCAGCAAAGGCGAUGAGAUUGAGAAGCAACGGUUCUCCAUGCCCCAUCAGAGCACACAAGCUCUCUUUUGUAUAAAGUCAUGGACUGAAGGUGGGAUGAAGGUGAAGUACAAGUCGACUGAGAUUGAUUAUGAGAGACUGAUGGAAUUGGCAGCUGCUGCGGCAGCAGACAAUGGUGCCGUAGGUCUUGACAAGAAACCAAAAUGAUGACAGAGAAACGCCAUUGGAGGGCAUAUAAGAAGAAACUGCAACUUUUGACAACCAUUGGAAGGCAUGGGAAAGAUGUCCUAUGUGAUACAGAUAAUUUUCUGACUCUAUGAUACAUGUAAUUUAUUGUACUUUAUCUUCUUCUCUGGAGAGGAAAAUGGUGAUUUCAUUAUCCCCUUCUGAUUCUCUUUGUUGUAUGCAGAAGGUGAAGAUUGUGCAUUGAUGUACAUAUCAGAACGGAGAGAAUCCUAAUUUAAAAGGGAGAUAAACUUAGCUCUGCAAUAUGUCACAUGAACAUUUAGAAUAUGAUUCAUGUUUUAUAGAU
Messenger RNA from Cornus florida, 3131 nucleotides. Its product is annotated as zinc finger BED domain-containing protein DAYSLEEPER. Gene Ontology annotation, molecular function: protein dimerization activity; DNA binding. The transcript is spliced from 7 exons. Lineage: Eukaryota; Viridiplantae; Streptophyta; Magnoliopsida; Cornales; Cornaceae. The record is from RefSeq and is a predicted model, not a curated record. The coding region runs from base 755 to 2806 and encodes 683 amino acids.